AUUUCUUUACGUUUUUCUUCUUCUUUCAACACCUUUGAUUGUUUUGCACUUUAAUAAUAACAAGCCUUCUUCCAUUCUUUAAACCAUGUCUUAUUACAACAACCAGGACAACUACAACCAGGGCUACCCACAGCAGCAGGGCGGCUACAACCAAGGCUAUGACCAGGGCUACCAGCAGCAGCAGGGUGGCUACAACCAAGGCUAUGACCAGGGCUACCAGCAGCAACAGGGUGGAUACAACCAGGGGUACCAGCAGGGAGGCAGGACCGGCGAUGCCAACCCCUUCGACUUUGACGAAAACAUGUCUGUCGAGGAUAUUACCCGGCAGCUUUCAGGCGGCAGCAUUGACCCUGCUGCGUUGAGCAAUGUCCACGUGAACCAGAACAGCGCUCGCGACCUCGAGGGAUUCGACAUGGCGGGAUUUGAGGAGUUCCAGAACCUUGUCGGCCAGGACGGCGAGUUUAACGAGGAGGGCUCUCGCGGCAUGUUUGGCUUUGGCGGAGGCAACGCCGGCGGCAAGUCCAAGACUAGCCAUCAGCUUCUUGGUGGUGCUGCUGCAUGGGCCGCGCUCAAUUGGUACCAGACCAAAGCCCAGAACGAGGGCAAGAAGGUGAACCAUGGCUUCAUCAAGAAGCUGCUUGUCGCCUUUGCCGCCACCCAGGCUGUCAAGUACUUUGAGAAGAGCAGCCACAACUUCCAGUCUGGCGUCUCCCGCGAUCUUGCCAUUGAGCAGGCCACCAAGGACGCCUCUAUGAUUGCCGAUAUCAAGUUUCCUGACUACGGAACCCACACUUACAAGGCUGUGGCCGGCGGCGAGGCCAGCGGCUUUGACAGCUUCAACCCUGGCAACCAGAGCGGAUACCAGCAGGGCGGAUACCAGCAGGGUGGAUACCAGCAGGGCGGCUAUGGCGGCUACUAAGCGAGUUGUGCUCAGCGAUUUUGGUCUAUAGCUUGGUUUGCUUUUUUUUCGAUUUUGUCUAAUUAAUCAUUUUUGUCCCAUUUU
Molecule: messenger RNA, 1003 nt
Organism: Kickxella alabastrina
Lineage: Eukaryota; Fungi; Kickxellomycota; Kickxellomycetes; Kickxellales; Kickxellaceae
Exons: 2
Coding region: 86-919 (277 amino acids)
Source: RefSeq, a predicted model, not a curated record